CAAACAAUCAACAAUCAUUAAAGCAUCUCAUCCAUAACAAGAAUCAACUCCAUCAUCUCAACAGCCCAACACAAACAAAAUGCAUCUCUCCUCCCUCAUCUCCAUCAUCACCCUCAGCCUCGGCGCCGUCAACGCCAUGGCCAUUGAAGAAGACAACACCCUCGAAACCCGCGAUGAUCAUUGCAACCCCGGCAUCGAUCUCAUCAAGCUCAAGAUCAAGCGCGGCAAGUACUACACUGGCGUUGGAAAACCCGGAAAAUGCUACAAUCUUCCCGGCAACAUCAAGUACUUUGAUGUCUACUCUGACGACACCAAGUCCCUUGUGAGCUGCUUCGACUGCAAGGUGUACACUGAGGCCAACUGCAAGGGAAGCUAUGUCAGCCUCGAGGGGGCAGACAACUUUGCUUUCAAGACUACGAAGAAGCCUCACUACAAGAGCUGGAGGUGCGGUCCUCCUUAAGUGAUAUGGAAUGAUCGGAUGGUUCUGUGGGAAAGGAGUUUAGAGGGAUGAGGAUAUUAAUACCAGGACAUUCACUUAGCUCAAUGCCUCGGAGGUUAAUCUUAUGAUGAUAUUAGGGAGGGAACACUCGUUCAAGUCAGGAACGGAAGAAAUACGGCGAUGGAAACAUUCUCUUACAGUAUUUACGUCUUAUUUACUGCAUCAUUCUUUGACAUUACAUAUAGGAUUCUAU
Fusarium redolens is the source of this 692-nucleotide messenger RNA. RefSeq lists its product as uncharacterized. The record is from RefSeq and is a predicted model, not a curated record. The coding region runs from base 80 to 460 and encodes 126 amino acids. The transcript has a single exon. Lineage: Eukaryota; Fungi; Ascomycota; Sordariomycetes; Hypocreales; Nectriaceae.